Messenger RNA from Manihot esculenta (cassava), 843 nucleotides. RefSeq lists its product as uncharacterized. The transcript has a single exon. Lineage: Eukaryota; Viridiplantae; Streptophyta; Magnoliopsida; Malpighiales; Euphorbiaceae. The record is from RefSeq and is a predicted model, not a curated record. The coding region runs from base 1 to 843 and encodes 280 amino acids.
AUGUGUGACUUAGGAGCUUCCAUAAAUGCUAUGCCUCUAUCAGUUUAUUUGUCUUUGGAUGCAGGCCCUUUGAAACAAAAAGGAAUCACACUCCAACUAGUCGAUAGAUCAAUAGUCUAUCCCAAGGGCGUGUUGGAAGAUAUUUUGGUCCAAGUAGGAAAAUUAAUCUUCCCAGCAGACUUCUUUGUCCUAGACAUGGAGGACGACAAUUCAUCCAACUCUACAGAUUUGUUGCUAGGAAGACCAUUCCUUAGCACAACUACAACGAAGAUUGACGUGCAUGAAGGCAUGCUCACAAUGGAGUUUGAUGGAGAAGAGGUAAAGUUUAAUAUCUAUGAUGCAAUAAAGUAUCCUGAUGAAAAAUUUUCUGUUUGCAGCAUAGAUGUAAUCGACCCUCUCGCUCAAGAAGCAUUUGAACUAAGCAAGGAAGACAAGUUGGAGAUAGUUCUAACUGAAAACUUGACAUUAGAUUACCUUGACGAGUGCACAACCCAGUUCGAUGAAGAGAUCAUAGAAACCAUCCACUCAUUGGAUACACCAGACCAGAAGGUAAGUACCUCUAAUUUACUUUCAAUACCCAAAUCUCACCACAAACUUCUCCCUUCAAUUCUUCAGGCACUGGAGAUUGAGCUAAAGGCUCUUCCCAUGCACCUGAAGUAUGUCUUCCUAGGGAAAGAAAACACCCUUCCGAUCAUAGUCUCUAAUAAACUGAGUAAAGGUGAGGAAGAUAAGCUUGUUCAGGUACUGAAGGAGUAUAAGGAAGCAGUUGGGUGGACAAUCGUAGAUCUUAAGGGAUUAAGCCCCCUCUACAUGCAUGCACAAGAUCCUCCUUCAAGAGAAUAG